AUGGCUAAUCGAACGGUGAAAGAUGCGAAAUCGAUUAGAGGUACAAAUCCGCAAUAUUUGAUAGAGAAAAUAAUUAGAUCCCGAGUGUACGAUUCGAAAUAUUGGAAGGAAGAAUGUUUCGCUUUGACUGCAGAACUUUUGGUGGACAAAGCCAUGGAAUUGAGGUUAGGAAAUGUUUAUUACCGAAUAACUGCAAAUUGCAAUUUUCAUUUGCGCGAUACAUCGUUCAAUUGCGUUUAUUAUGGCUUCACGUUCAUAGGUGGUGUAUACGGUGGAAAUGUAAAACCAACGCCAUUCCUCUGUCUAAUAUUGAAAAUGCUCCAGAUACAACCUGAGAAGGAUAUUAUAGUGGAAUUUAUAAAAAACGAGGAAUUCAAGUACGUUCGUGCAUUGGGAGCAUUGUAUAUGAGACUGACUGGGUCUUCUUUAGAUUGUUAUAAAUACUUGGAACCAUUGUUCAAUGACAACAGAAAGCUCAGGAGGCAGAACAAGCAAGGUAAAUUUGAAUUGAUCCACAUGGAUGAAUUUAUAGAUGAUCUCCUUAGGGAGGAAAGAUGUUGCGAUAUCAUUUUACCGAGGAUACAGAAAAGGCACGUUCUGGAAGAGAAUAAUGAACUAGAAGCAAAAGUGUCUGCAUUGGAGGAUGAUAUGGAUGAAGGAAUAGAAUCUUCUGAGGAUGAAGAUAUACCUCCAGUCAAGGAAGAUAUUCGCAAAAGAACGGACGAUCAUGACAGAGACAGAGAUCGUCACAGAGACCGAGACAAAAGGCAUUCGCGUUCUGAUAAAAAGUCUGACAGAGAAAAGCAAAGAUCAAGGAGCAGAGACAGGGACAGAGACAGGCGAGAACGUAAACGUAGUAAAUCUCCCAAAAGCCAUUCUUCUCAUAAAGAUAAAGACAGAGAUAAAGAUCGGCAUCGGCGAGAUGACAGAGAUAGAGAAAGAGACCGGGAUCGAGAUCGAAGACGAGAGCGUGACAGAACUAGACACUAA
This is a messenger RNA of Heterotrigona itama, 990 nucleotides long. NCBI's taxonomy places the organism in Eukaryota, Metazoa, Arthropoda, Insecta, Hymenoptera, Apidae. The record is from the annotation of a GenBank genome assembly.